AUGCUCUCACGUGCUGCUGCAGUGAAGGCACCCCGCACACACAACCGUCGCCGCGUGACCGGAUCCAGCGGGAGGAGGAGGGAAGGAGGAGAGAGUGAGCGGCAGAGGCCCAACAUGUCGCGGCAUCUCUUCUACUCUGCGGUGCUGCUCCUCGUUCUUGUGAUGAUGUGCUGCAACGCUGGUGGUGCUGCGGAAGCUGCUGGGCAGUCACCUGAACCCCAGUUUGGAUGGAAGGACAUCAAGGAUGAGGUGGGUGUAACUGUGGAGUCGUUGGGUGCUCCCGGCCUUCUAAAAGUGGGGAGUGACGUGUUUGCCGUUGCCGAGGCGCAGUGCAAGAAAGAUGAAAACACCUUUACUGGCAUUGCAUCCCAAAUUCUCACGAAAGAUAAUACUAACACACCAGUGGAAAUAAUGAAUGAUGCCAAAAAGGACGCACAGGUUCUGGAGGAAGGCACUACCCCAAACAAAAAAAAAGUAGAUGUGAGCCGACCAACAACAGUUGUGAAGGGAAAAGAUAUUUACAUGCUUGUUGGAAAAAACAGCCGGACAGAUGCCGCUGAUGCUCAGGAGAGGGGUGCAGGUGACUGGGGACUUUUGCUGGUGAAAGGGAAAGUCAACAGUGUUGAAGAAAAUAACAAAAAAAUUGACUGGAAAGAUACCACCGAUGUCCCGCAAGCAUCUGUUGACGAACUAGAUUCCUGGACAGGGUUGACUGGCGGCGGUGGAUCGGGUCUUAAGAUGGAUGACGGUAGGCUCCUGUUUCCAGUGGAAGGCACGAAGAAGGAGAAGAAGGGUGAAUCAAAUGACGGAAAGACCGUCUCACUGCUCAUAUACAGUUCAGAGGAUACUGCUGAGAGUUGGAAGUUAUCGAAGGAGAUUCCUGACGGUGGCUGCAGUGAUCCCUCCGUCGUGGAGUGGAAGAAGAAGGACAAAAAACUCAUGAUGAUGACUGCGUGUGAUGAUGGCCGCCGCAGGGUGUACGAGUCCGGUGACAAGGGGGAGUCGUGGACGGAGGCACUCGGGACACUCUCGCGCGUGUGGGGCAGCAACAAAAAAGGAAAAGCGAAGGCCGUUAGGAGCGGGUUCAUCACAGCGACGAUUGACGGUGUUGAAGAUAACAGAAAUGUGAUGCUCGUUACUCUGCCGGUGUAUCCCGAGAAAGCUGUUACAGGAGGCACUUCAAAGGGAAAACUCCAUCUUUGGCUGACGGACAAUACGCACAUUGUUGAUAUUGGGCCGGUAUCCGAUGAUGACGCUGCCGCCAGCUCCCUGUUGUACAAAAGUGCUGGAAGUGGUGAUAAUGAGAAGGAUGAGUUGAUUGCACUGUACGAGAAGGACGGGGAAAAACCAUCACACAGUCUUUGGUCUGUGCGUCUGACUGCGCAGCUGCAGCGUGUGAAGGAUGUGCUGGCGACGUGGAAGAAAGUGGACGACCGUGUCUCCGAGCUGUGCCCUUCUAAAAGUGCCGCAGAAAGUGCCUCACCUGAAAAUGCCCGCAGCACCGCUGUGAGGAUCACGGAUGGGCUGGUUGGCUUUUUGUCCGGCAACUUCUCUGAGUACACAUGGAGGGACGAGUACCUCGGAGUGAACGCCACAGUGAAGAACAAUGAUGAAGGUAAUAAGGCAACAUUGCAUGCCGGCGGAGUGACGUUCAAAGGAGCGUGGGCGGAGUGGCCUGUUGGCAGGCAGGGGGAGAAUCAGCCGUACCACUUUGCGAACUACAACUUCACUCUUGUGGCGACGGUGUCCAUCGACGGUGAGCCGCAGGAGGGUCCUAUUCCUUUGAUGGGUGUGCAGAUGAAUGACAGCGGGAAGACUGUACUCCUGGGACUGUCGUACAACAAAGAAAAGAAGUGGCAGGUGCUGUGUAGUGGCGGAAAGACAACGGAGCACAGCAGCACUUGGGAGAAGGAUACAACACAUCAGGUGGUGCUUGUGCUACGGAAUGGCACCCAAGGCUCCGCGUACGUCGAUGGUCAGCGUGUGGGUGAGGAUGAGGCGUGUGCAUUGGAGAAUAAGGAUUCAAAAGCGGUAUCCCACUUCUACAUUGGAGGGGAUGGAAACAGUGCGGGCGGCGCAGGGAACCAAGCAGACGUCUCUGUGACUGUGACGAACGUCCUGCUGUACAACCGCCCGUUGGAUGACACUGAGAUCGCCGCCCUCAACCCGAAUAAAGCCCCUACUCCAUCUCCGGUGAAGGAGCCUUCUCAGGGAACCGUGAUUAAGAUUUCUCCUGGUGGUCAAGGAAAGGAGGGACAGAGACAGUUGUUGGGGAGCAGUGAUGUGAAAGGUGUAUCCGCUUCAACAGUGUCCAGUGCCAGGAAUUCCUCAGGAGAAGAGGGGCCUGCAACCCCGUUGGCGUCAGAAGAAUCUUUCGAUGGAAGCAAAAAUGUGGGUGGCGCUUCCUCGCCUGGCAGUGACGCUGCGGUGGAGGUCGCAGGAGGAACUAAUGGGCAGGGGGAGGACAUCCAUGCACGAGACAAGGAAGCAAAGGCUGCGGCACUCAGCAGCAGCCUCGGAAAUGUGUCGCAGGGGAAUAACAGCGAUGCCGGCACUGUGCGUGGGAGCGGACUGCUGCCAUCGCUGCUUCUUCUGUUGGGACUGUGGGGGUUCGCGGCUCUGUGA
Molecule: messenger RNA, 2625 nt
Organism: Trypanosoma cruzi
Lineage: Eukaryota; Euglenozoa; Kinetoplastea; Trypanosomatida; Trypanosomatidae
Product: trans-sialidase, putative
Exons: 1
Coding region: 1-2625 (874 amino acids)
Biological process (GO): oligosaccharide catabolic process; ganglioside catabolic process
Cellular component (GO): membrane; intracellular membrane-bounded organelle; cytoplasm
Molecular function (GO): exo-alpha-sialidase activity
Source: RefSeq, a predicted model, not a curated record